Lachancea meyersii CBS 8951 is the source of this 1092-nucleotide messenger RNA. Lineage: Eukaryota; Fungi; Ascomycota; Saccharomycetes; Saccharomycetales; Saccharomycetaceae. The record is from the annotation of a GenBank genome assembly.
AUGAAAGAGGAGAGUUCAAGUGAGGUGAAUUUAGCUAAUUUUGAAGACUUCUCUCGAUGGAGAACUUACAAUAUAGAUCAGCAGCUUUACUAUGGUGCUGUCGGUAACUCUAGCAGAUCAAAUGAAUUCGACUUUUGUCUUUCCACAGCUUUCGAAUCGCCCUUAGUCGUCCCUUUUAGAGCCAAAGACGUGAACAAACAGGCAUUGGAGCAAGGAAUUAUUGUUAAGCCGGGCAAUGAUGCCUUUACCAGUGUCUUGGAACUCUUGAAAAAUCCUACGCAUCGCCUACAAAUCUCUUUGAUGGACACCAAACUAACUGUUAAGAGCACAUUUUUUGGCAACGUAGAAUUUCGACUGAUUUUGGAGACUCAGACCGUUGAUGGUCCAGGAUCUCUGCGAAUUACUCAGUCUAUUGCUAAAUCUUUGUCCUGUGCGUUGAGUCUUCAAUGUGGUGUCGUCUCUGAACUACAAAAAACUAUAUCAGAAAAAGACCGUGCGCUUGCAUUUAUGGUUGCUAGCAUUCGAGAUUUAGGUUUUGAAAAUGUCAUUCGAAGGUGGGCUCCUGCUGAUUCCUUGAAUGACAAGCUUUUACAGCAUUUCGAUUUCGACGACUGGUUGGCAAGAUGGAGUUCCAGUUCGAGUGAAAACUGCAAGACCAACUCACCAGCUGAUAAAACUGACCUGAUGAAAGACUUGAUGCUCAAGAAAGUCAACUUGAUUCGUGAAUUGCGCAAUCAAUCACGGGAUGACGGUUUGAGGCCUGCUUCUAUGAGCGAUGACUUUGGCUCAUUCAAUUCAGACACCCAAAACUGCGAAUUUUCUGACGCCCGUUCUGGGUGUCUUAAGAAAGAGGAGCUUGAAAGUGUCAAAACCGAAGAGCUUGGUGAAAUCAAAUUCAUUGAAGAUUCUGAGAACGGUCCUGAAGUCAGGAAAUUCAUAUCGGCGAAAGAGCAAAGCCCACAGAGUCAACAAACACCGCUGAGAGACUCAUCGUCUGCUACAGAUCUGUCGAGACAGAGUUCUUCGGAAACUACUGUUGACCGUUCUCCCAGUAAGAAAAAGCGUAAAUUUGGUAAAGUACGAGUGCAAUAA